AUGCUUGAUGACUUAAUGCUGCUCAUAUUGUACAGCGUGGGUGUUCUGGUGAUCCACCCUGCUCAGCCUGCCUUGGGCCUGCCGCCUGCAGAUGCUGACGCUGGCACCAGCAACGCUGCUGCAGGCCUGCCAGCUUGCAAGCUGCAGCUCCGGCAAGACUCGCAGAACCAGGACCUGUUCUUCUUUGAGCCCAUGGACACUGUCAGCGCUGCAGCUGCCACAAGUGCUGGCGUGAACAGCAUGUUCUUCCUGGACCCCGAGGGCAGGCAGAUAGCUGAGCUGAAGAAGUGGCUGGACCUUGCCGAGGAUGAGUACUGUAUGGGGAGACCCAUCCGGCCGCUGUUCAUCAACGGUCUGGUCAAGACUGGCAAGUCCUACAUGCUAAACGAGGUUCUGCCUGCUGUGGCCAACACCUACUACAGCAGCGGCGGCAGUGGCCGGCAGCACGCUGGCACGGUGCUUUCAGAGCCCAACUUCCUGCAUGUGAACUGCUUGGGCUGUGAUCGCAGCAGAGGUGUCAGUGGCUUCCUUAAGGAAUUCCUCGCUGUACUCAAGGAGAGUGCCGCCGACCAGCGGCUCUCUGCUGCCGCCAGCACGCCUGCACCCAGCGGCAACUCGGCUGUCACCGCAGCAGGUGCCAUUCGGAACUUCAUGCGGCGCCUGCCACGGGACCGCCUGAACUUCCUGCUGAUUGACGAGGCGCAGAGUUUUUACCUGCUUGAGCGGGCCAUGCCCGGCAAAAAGUCGCCCGGCAAAAGUCCGCGGCGAAAAGUCGCUGUCCGCGGCUCAACACUGGACGAGGAUGCAGUGCGGCACAUGCGGCGGUAA
This is a messenger RNA of Volvox carteri f. nagariensis, 828 nucleotides long. RefSeq lists its product as uncharacterized. Lineage: Eukaryota; Viridiplantae; Chlorophyta; Chlorophyceae; Chlamydomonadales; Volvocaceae. Bases 1 to 828 code for a protein of 275 amino acids. The record is from RefSeq and is a predicted model, not a curated record. The transcript has 3 exons.